CUGUUUGGAACUAGACGGCGUUGGGUAUAUAUAAUGCGUUCAACAUUAUUAUGGCGACCGUGCUGUAAGAUAUAUUCAGAGUGAGGGGCUCGAAGGUCAAGCGGAAAUGAGGCAUAGGACGGUCAAUUCGACUUUGAGGGCUUGGAUCAGGGCAGGUGCCUUCUCGUUAUUGGUGAGGCUAUUGGUCUAUAUAUCACCAGCUGACCACCGCAACCACCUUUCUUGUAAGAAGCCAUUAUUCUGUAAUAAUCAAAGAGAAGUAGCAUCUGAAAGUGUACCAGUACCAAAAUUAACACCACGGCGACACUUCCCUGCCUGUAAAAGUGUAAAAAAUAAGGUGUGAGCCGGAUGAUCUGUGACCCACUUAUAGCUGGACAGCCAGUUGGGGAGCGAUUCCUUGGUGGGUUGGGUGGGUGACUAUGGAUGACUAGUUGUUCUUACUGAAAAAU
Molecule: messenger RNA, 449 nt
Organism: Aspergillus pseudotamarii
Lineage: Eukaryota; Fungi; Ascomycota; Eurotiomycetes; Eurotiales; Aspergillaceae
Exons: 1
Coding region: 107-343 (78 amino acids)
Source: RefSeq, a predicted model, not a curated record